AUGCCUCCAUCCACCGUCGACAACGACCGCUUCGUGCUCCUUAGGCAGCUAGGAGCAGGAGCAUGUGGCCAAGUGUAUCUUGUCACACUUAAUUUUGUACUUGAAGCUGUGGACACCGUAGAGUCCAAGCUUGUCGCUGCCAAAGUGGAAGCUAAAGAGAAGAGCUCGCUCUUGUACCGCGAGUAUCGAUGCUAUGAAGAUCUUGUUGCGAGGGGGACCUGCCAAGCACCCAAGCCGUUGUACUUUGGUACUCAAGGCAACUAUAACGCUUUAGUUAUGGAUUUGAUGGGUCGGCUUGCAGUUGGUAAAGUAUUGUAG
Molecule: messenger RNA, 318 nt
Organism: Zychaea mexicana
Lineage: Eukaryota; Fungi; Mucoromycota; Mucoromycetes; Mucorales; Lichtheimiaceae
Exons: 3
Coding region: 1-318 (105 amino acids)
Source: RefSeq, a predicted model, not a curated record